CCCAUUUGAGAACCAGCGCCUGGAGAGUGACGUCAUUUCUACCGACGCCUCCGCGCGUGUGCGCAUGCGCAUCGACACAUCCACAGUGGACAUCUUGGAAUUAAAGGGGCGCAGAGCGAAUCCUGACAAAAGCGACGAUUCCAGGACGCUGGUCUGCUGGAUCAUGUCCAUGAUGCUGUCUCCUCGUGAUGAGAAGCUGGAGAAGCUGUCGCAGGAGGAGAUCAUCUCCAACACCAAGCUGGUGAUCCAGGGUCUGGAGGCGCUGAAGAACGAGCACAACUCCAUCCUGCACAGCCUCCUGGAGACCAUCAAGUGUCUGAAGAAGGACGAGGAGGCCAGCGUGGUGCACGAGAAGUCCAGUCUGCUCAGGAGAUCUGUGGAGAUGAUCGAGCUGGGGCUGGGCGAGGCUCAGGUGAUGAUGGCUCUCUCCAAUCAUCUGAACGCGGUGGAGUCGGAGAAGCAGAAGCUGCGUGCUCAGGUGAGGCGUCUCUGUCAGGAGAACCAGUGGCUUCGAGACGAGCUGGCGAACACACAGCAGAAGCUGCAGAAGAGCGAGCAGAGCGUGGCACAGCUGGAGGAGGAGAAGAAACACCUGGAGUUCAUGAACCAGCUCAAGAAGUACGACGAGGACGUGUCUCCUUCGGAGGAGAAGGACGGUGAGCCGCCCAAGGACUCUCUGGAUGAUCUGUUUCCUAACGAUGAGGAGGAACACACUCAGGGAAUGCAGCACCAGCACAACAGUGCGGCGGUGGCGGCGGCGCAGCAGGGCGGCUACGAGAUCCCUGCGCGGCUGCGGACGCUUCAUAACCUGGUGAUCCAGUACGCGUCUCAGGGCCGCUACGAGGUGGCCGUGCCGCUCUGCAAACAGGCUCUGGAGGAUCUGGAGAAAACCUCGGGACACGACCACCCCGACGUGGCCACCAUGCUCAACAUCCUGGCACUCGUGUACAGGGAUCAGAACAAAUAUAAAGAGGCGGCUCACCUGCUGAACGACGCUCUCUCCAUCAGAGAGAAAACUCUGGGCAAAGACCAUCCUGCUGUUGCAGCCACUCUCAAUAAUCUGGCAGUGCUGUACGGGAAGAGAGGCAAGUAUAAGGAGGCCGAGCCGCUGUGUAAACGAGCGCUGGAGAUCCGAGAGAAGGUGCUGGGGAAGGAUCAUCCGGACGUGGCGAAGCAGCUGAAUAACCUGGCGCUGUUGUGUCAGAAUCAGGGCAAGUAUGAGGAGGUGGAGUAUUAUUACUGCAGAGCGCUGGAGAUCUAUGAGCGUCAGCUCGGCCCGGACGACCCCAAUGUGGCCAAAACCAAGAACAACCUGGCCUCCUGCUUCCUCAAACAAGGCAAAUAUAAAGAAGCUGAGGUCCUGUAUAAAGAGAUUCUGACCCGCGCUCACGAGAAGGAGUUCGGAUCGGUGGACGCCGAAAACAAGCCCAUCUGGAUGCACGCGGAGGAGAGAGAGGAGAUGAGCAAGGGGAAGCACAGAGACAACACACCGUACGGAGAAUACGGAGGCUGGUACAAAGCCUGUAAAGUCAACAGCCCGACGGUCAACACCACGCUGAGGAACCUGGGAGCUCUGUACCGCAGACAGGGCAAGAUGGAGGCAGCAGACACACUGGAGGAGUGUGCCACCAGAUCACGCAAACAGGGUCUGGAUGUGGUCCAUCAGACGCGUGUGGUGGAGCUCCUGAAGGAGGACGAGAGCGCUGAGCGCCGGCGCAGCAGAGACAGAGACAGAGACAGAGACAGAGACAGCGUGAAGUACGAGAGCAGCUCUGAGGGAGCAGAUGAAGUGAGUAUGGCCAUCGAGUGGAGCGGGAGAGUCUUGAAGGAAUAUUUCCCCCGAAACCGAGCGCAGACUCGCCUCGACGGGCUUUCAGAGAUUGAGUGUUUAGAUCAAGCUCAAACAUGAGACGGAGACACACAGAACUAGUCAGAGCUGCUUCUCUUGUUUGAAGGAUCAUUAGAUGAUUCAGAUCAGGGGAAGCUCACGAAGCAGUCAGCAUGUGUGUGUGUGUGUGUGUGUGUGUUAUGUGAUUAGGUGUGUGUUUCUGUGUGUGACGGUGUGUAUUUCUGUGAUUUCUCAGGCAGUGCAUGUAAGACUGUGGAUGUGAAGAUGACUUUCAUACCCAGAAUAAAUCACACUUGCAUUCUUGUGUUUGCGUUCAGAUUGUUUCUGUUCUGAGGCUUCAUGAGAUGAUGAUCUCUCACGAAUCAUCUCUUGUUUUUGAGUCAUUCAUCCAUGUACUGCUCCUUCACCAGUGGUUUAGUGAUGUGAGCUGCGUGUGUGUGUGUGUGUGUGUGUGUGCUGCAGACGCUCGUGGUGUGUGUCUGUGCCUGUGCAUGUGGUGUGUGUGUCGUGUCGUAGCGCCUGCAUGACUCUGUGCCUCACCAUCACUACCUGCCACUAACCAGCCACAUCACCGCAGCUGUUGCCUUGACAACAAUCAGCCAAUCAGCAGCCUUUCCCAACAGCAUCACGAGUCUGAGUAGAUAAAGCAACAGAUGUCAUCGAAGGUUUCUGCGAUCUACUUACGAUGCUUUUGGGAAACACAGCUGGGAUCAGUUUUGCCUGACGCAGUGGAUUGUACUCCUCCCUUCUUCACUGAGAGACACACUGGAGCUCCAGGCAUAUCUAUAAAUGUACAACACAUACAGUUACACAACUAGUCUGUAAUCAAGUCUCUUCUGCUCACCAAGGCUGCAUUUAUAAUAAAAUAAAAUAUUAUUAGAAUGUAAGUCAGCUGUUUUCUGUGUGAAUAUCUCCAGUAUUUUAAAACUUUAAUUUAUUUCUGUGAUGCAUUCACUUUUUAUCGAUUUAAUGCAUCCUUGAUGAAAACAAGUAUUAAGUAUUGUUCUAAAAAAAAUCUUACUAACUUCUGAACGGAAAUGUAUCACAGUUACUACAAACAUAUUGAGCAACUGUGUUCAACACUGAUAAUAAUCAGAAAUGUUUCUUGAGCAGUAAAUGAUCAUAUUAUUCUGAUUUCUGAAGAUCAUGUGACACUGAAGACUGGAGGAAUGAUGCUGAAAAUACAGCGGAGCAUCACAGAAAUACAUUACACUUUAACACAGAUUCACACAGAAAAUAACUGUUUUACAUUAGAAUAAUAUUUAAUGUCUUUUACUCUAUUUUUGAUAAAAUAAAUGCAGCGACUGUGAGCAAAAGAGACUUAUGUUGUAGAGGAUAAAUCACUGCCCUUGAAAAGAAGUCCAGCCCAGCGUUUGUUUCCUGUUCUACUUCCUGUGUCAUGACUUCAGUGACGGACAGGAGCUGCUGCUCUCUCGACUUUAUAAAGCAACAGUUAAUGAGUUUAACUAAAUAAGUUAAGUAAAUUACAAAUAAAUGAUAUAUACAUAAUGGUGUGUGUGUGUGUAUAUAUAUAUGUAUGUGUUAUCUGUUUAUCAGCACUUGGCCUAUUAAGUAAAUAUAGUAGACGUGUGUUUGGAGGAGUGUGAGAGUGACAGACAGAUGGACAGACAGCCAGAGAGACAGAGAGAGAGACAGACGGACAGAGAGACAGAUAGAGAGAUGGACAGAUAGAGAGACAGACAGAUAGAGAGAUGGACAGAUAGAGAGACAGACGGACAGAAAGACAGAUGGACAGAUAGAGAGACAGACAGAUAGAGAGAUGGACAGAUAGAGAGACAGACAGACAGAUGGACAGACUGAGAGAUCGACAGAUAGAGAGACAGAGAGAAGGACAAAGAGACAGACGGACAGACAGAGAGAGAGAUAGACAGACAGACAGACUGAGGGAUGGACAGAAAGACAGAUGGACAGAUAGAGAGACAGACAGACAGAUAGAGAGAUGGACAGAUAGAGAGACAGACAGAUAGAGAGACAGAUAGAGAGACAGACAGACAGAUGGACAGACAGAGAGAUAGACAGAUGGACAGACAGACAGACAGCCAGAGAGACAGAGAGAGAGACAGACGGACAGAGAGACAGAUAGAGAGAUGGACAGAUAGAGAGACAGACGGACAGAAAGACAGAUGGACAGAGAGAGAGACAGACAGAUAGAGAGAUGGACAGAUAGAGAGACAGACAGAUAGAGAGAUGGACAGAUAGAGAGACAGACGGACAGAAAGACAGAUGGACAGAUAGAGAGACAGACAGAUAGAGAGAUGGACAGAUAGAGAGACAGACAGACAGAUGGACAGACUGAGAGAUCGACAGAUAGAGAGACAGAGAGAAGGACAAAGAGACAGACGGACAGACAGAUGGACAGACAGACAGACAGACAGACUGAGGGAUGGACAGAAAGACAGAUGGACAGAUAGAGAGACAGACAGACAGAUAGAGAGAUGGACAGAUAGAGAGACAGACAGAUAGAGAGACAGAUAGAGAGACAGACAGACAGAUGGACAGACAGAGAGAUAGACAGAUGGACAGACAGACAGACAGCCAGAGAGACAGAGAGAGAGACAGACGGACAGAGAGACAGAUAGAGAGAUGGACAGAUAGAGAGACAGACGGACAGAAAGACAGAUGGACAGAGAGAGAGACAGACAGAGAGACAGACGGACAGGCCAGACGUGUGUUUGAUUUAAGCUCUUAAUGGUGUGCUGUCUCUCUCUCUCUCUCUCUCUCUUCAUCAGGCAUAAAGCCAUCAAGAGUUUCCAUCAUCUUCUUCCUCCUCACACAGGAAGGCCGUGUUUGUUUGUUUCCUCUGGACGUCCAUCCUGUGCCGUAACGGGUGUCCUUUAAUCGUCAGAGGGACGUGUCUCUCCUCAGUCCUGCUUCUUCUUUUCAUUCUUCGGGUGACGUGACGUCGUCUUUGGGCUCUUCAUCUGCUCCUCUCUCUCGUCUCUGAUCUGCUGAUAAUCGAUGUCAACACUUUCAUCUGUCGUCGUUUCCAUCACAGUUCUUUCAGACGGAAACACUGUUAAUUCUGCAGAUUUGAUGGUUUUGUCUCUUUUUUGCUGUCUAUGGGUUCGAGUGUGUUUCGUCAUUAGUGUUUCACAGAAACUUGCUCUUGAUACUGUUUUUGUUUUGUUUUUUGUAAUCUAUGAUAAAUGAUGAAUUCAUAUUGCUUGAGGAUGUAUGUGAUGCAUCCAAAGUCAAACAACACAAGAGAAACGUCACAGCUGCGUUGAUGUGUUUAUCUUCACAGUCUAAGUAACCUUUACAGUGUUCACAUUAACGCUUGCUGUGGGAUUGAUGCAUUAGUCAGCUGUGAUAUUAUAUAUCAAAUAUCUAUGAAGCUUGUUUCUGCCAUGGAAUAAUACAAUUAAAAAGGUAACUGUGACUUUUUAUUUCACAAUUUUUACUUUAUAUAAGAUAUGACCUUGUUUUAUCCUGUGGUGGAAACGGCUCUUAGCUCUUGUGUGUGUUUACCAGUCGUGGAGAGACAGAUGCUCCUGAUUCAAUCCACAUGCUCAUAUUUCACCUGCAAAGGGAACAAUCUUCAGCUGUCAGUAUUCAGAGCCAGAACAUUUCAGACAUUCGCUGACUCGGUCCAAGAGAACAUGAGGUUUGGUCGCAGCUGAUGGAGGGAACAGUGUUAUUCUGAGCGACUCUGCUGCAGUAAAUACUUUCAUUGAGCUUGUUGAAUGUGUUGAAGGCCAAAUGCAGAGACGUUUAACACAAUCGUUCUAUGAAAAGCCUUUCGUGACUGUAUUAUAUCUCUGAAUGUGCGGUCAGUUCAGUUUACACUAGUGCUGCAGGCCUCAUUUAUUCCGUUUUCACUAAUGAAUGAUAUUUGCUUCAUUCCAAACACACACGUGAUGAUGAUGAUGAUGAUGAUGAUGAUGAUGCUGCGGUAGAAAACAAACAAAUGUUGCUCUUAAUAAUGUGUUUGUGUGUUGUGGAUUGCUGCAUAUUUAUUGGUUUAUCUUGGUUUUAAUCUGAGCGUUUGUGUUGACUAUCAUAGUGAGUAGAUCUACUAAUGAAUAUAUAAACACAUUACUCCACUGCAUUGUGACGGUUGUUAACAUAUAAACAAUAAAGGUUUAUUUCUAAAGUU
This is a messenger RNA of Carassius gibelio (silver crucian carp), 5966 nucleotides long. Its product is annotated as kinesin light chain 1. Bases 65 to 1909 code for a protein of 614 amino acids. The record is from RefSeq and is a predicted model, not a curated record. Gene Ontology annotation, molecular function: kinesin binding. Gene Ontology annotation, biological process: microtubule-based movement. Gene Ontology annotation, cellular component: cytoplasm; kinesin complex; membrane-bounded organelle. Lineage: Eukaryota; Metazoa; Chordata; Actinopteri; Cypriniformes; Cyprinidae. The transcript has 14 exons.